AUGGAACUCAAAGCCUACAAAACCAGGUCUAUACAAGGCUUCAACACCGACGGCACCCUUGACCGCGCGAGGCUUGAUCUCCUCUGCAGCCCGCAUCGCCCCGAGUAUUUCCUCUCCAGCUCCCCCCCUCGCGUCGAUAGCGGCUACAACUCUCCGACGUUGUCGCCAACCGCGGCAGAACUACCGACGACUACUACCAUGUCGCUGCCGCUCAUCCGCCGUGCCCUGCCCAAGGGCGGCAGGAAACCCCACGUCUGCAUCGUCGGUGCUGGAGUCAGUGGCCUGCGAUGUGCCGACAUCUUGCUGCAGGCUGGGCUGAGGGUGACGGUGUUGGAGGCGAGGAAUCGAGUGGGUGGACGGUUGAGCGGUGUCGACCUCACCGCCACUUUAGAGGCUCUCCUAUCUGUGGGAGAUAGGCUAAUGAUAUUUGUGGAAAUCGUCAGCGGCCCAAACUGGAUCCAUGGGACUGAAGACAAUCCGAUUCUGGAUCUUGCAAAAGAGACGGGAACCAUCUCUCACAACUGGGAUGGGCGCCAGUGCAUCUUCGACCCGCAAGGCUCACCGCUCCCGGAGAAAGAGGCCGUUGAGGCCUCCGAGACGAUUUGGAGCAUAAUAGGUGACGGCAUGGAGUUCAGCAAGCAGAACAGCGCGUCAAUACCUGCGAGUAAAAGCUUGCUUGACUACAUCCAUGAGAAAACGAAAGAACUGUACACCGACGAGGAUUCGAAUCACCUCCAGGAGGCCGAAAAGGAGAAAAAACGCCAUCUACUACACAAGAUCGCGGAAAUGUGGGGUGCCUUCGUCGGCAGCCCCAUCCAGCAACAGAGCAUGAGGUUCUUCUGGCUCGAGGAGUGCAUCGACGGAGAGAACCUGUUCGUGGCCGAAACCUACCACAAGAUCCUGGACAGAAUAGCGAAACCCGCCCGCGAAGGCGCAGACAUCCAGUUCGGCCAAUACGUGAAGACGGUCGAAACCAUCGCCGACGCGGAGGGCAACGAGAACGGCGCCGUGCAGGUGCGUCUGGCAGACGGCAACAGCAUGGUCUUCGACGAGGUUGUUAUGACCACGCCCCUGGGCUGGCUCAAGCGCAACAAGGAUACCGCCUUCGUGCCGCCGCUGCCAGAGCGCCUGUCCAGUGCUAUCGACAGCAUAGGAUACGGCUGCCUUGACAAGGUCUACAUCACCUUCCCGACGGCGUUUUGGGAGACUUCCUCGCCUUCAUCCUCCUCCUCCUCCCCGGAUUCCAUCCCCACGUCCGCCCGCCAAUCCAUGCCCAACACCACCGCCACCACCGCACCCGUCCACCAGCCAGACCAGACCGUGACCGCAGACGGCAGCAGCAGCGACCCGAGCCACCACCCAGGCUUCACGCAAUGGACGGCACCGCUGUACGCACACGACACCAACCCCGCCGGCUGGAGCCAAGAAUGCGUCAACAUGGCCGCCCUACCCGGCUCAACCGCCUACCCAACCCUCCUCUUCUACACCUUCGGCCCAACAUCCCAACACAUCGCCUCCAUCCUCAAAGAAGGCGAGAAGGAGCAACCCACCACCGCCACCUCCCCCUUCUCCACCACCACUCCCCCCUCCAUCUCCCCACCCGCCCACUCCCCCACCCACCACAAACUCCUCUCCUUCUUCGCCCCCUACUACACGCGCCUGCCCGGCUUCGACGCCGCCAACCCGCAUCACCAACCCUCCGCCGUCCUCGCCACGGGCUGGACCAACGACGAGCUGGCCGGCUACGGCAGCUACUGCAACUUCCCCGUCGGCCUUGAGCGCGGCGCUGAUGAUGUUGAGGCCAUGCGCCGCGGCGUGCCUGACCGCCGCGUCUGGCUCGCUGGCGAGCACACGGCUAGCUUCCUUGCGCUCGGGACGGUUACGGGUGCGUACUGGAGCGGGGAGGGGGUGGGGAGGGCGGUGGCGUGGGCGUAUGGGUGUGGUGGUGAAGGUGAAGGUGAAGGUGAAGGUGCUGAUGGGGUGAAUAAGGGUGGGGAGGAGGAUGGGGAGGCCGGGGUGAAGGUUUAA
Messenger RNA from Lasiodiplodia theobromae, 2028 nucleotides. RefSeq names its product Amine oxidase. Lineage: Eukaryota; Fungi; Ascomycota; Dothideomycetes; Botryosphaeriales; Botryosphaeriaceae. The record is from RefSeq and is a predicted model, not a curated record. The coding region runs from base 1 to 2028 and encodes 675 amino acids. Gene Ontology annotation, molecular function: oxidoreductase activity. The transcript is spliced from 3 exons.